Messenger RNA from Chanos chanos (milkfish), 3111 nucleotides. It is a transcript of the gene klb, whose product is annotated as klotho beta. Gene Ontology annotation, biological process: carbohydrate metabolic process. The transcript is spliced from 5 exons. NCBI's taxonomy places the organism in Eukaryota, Metazoa, Chordata, Actinopteri, Gonorynchiformes, Chanidae. Gene Ontology annotation, molecular function: hydrolase activity, hydrolyzing O-glycosyl compounds. The coding region runs from base 1 to 3111 and encodes 1036 amino acids. The record is from RefSeq and is a predicted model, not a curated record.
AUGACCUGCGUUUUCUCUUCCUGUGCCAUCUCCCUCUCCUUUUUUGUGGGAUGGUGUAUGUGUGGAGUUGUGGAGAGAGUAUCUGGAGAGGGCAAGCAGCAGUGGCUACAACAACAGAACCAUAGCCAGUUUUUUCAAGUGGAAUUCCCUGCUGGGUUCCUCUGGGGUGUUGGAUCCUCUGCGUUCCAAACUGAGGGCUCUUGGAACAUUGACGGCAAGGGACCGUCCAUUUGGGACCACUUUACCCACAGCUCUGUUGCUGGAGGCAUCAUCUCAGAAACGGCUGACAUAUCCAGUAACAGUUACGCGUUAUGGGAGACAGACAUUAAACUUGUCAGUUACCUCGGCGUCCAGUUCCAUGCUUUCUCCCUUUCCUGGCCACGUCUCUUCCCCGAUGGGUUUCCCACGGGCCAUCCCAACCGUGCCGCAGUGGAGCACUACCAACGUUUGAUUCGUGGACUGCGUUUGCGGGGUGUGGAACCCGUUGUGACUCUGUUUCACUGGGAUUUUCCGCAGGCUCUGCAAGACCAGUAUGGAGGCUGGAGGAACAGUAGCAUAGUGGAGGUGUUUGCAGAUUAUGCAGCAUUUUGUUUUGCUACUUUUGGUACAGAGGUGAAGAUCUGGCUGACCAUGCAUAACCCGUUCCUGCUGGCUCUGCAGGGAUAUGGAACAGGAGUGCAUGCACCAGGGGAGACUGGUGACCCCAAAACUCCUUUCACGGUUGCUCACAACCUGAUCAAGGCACAUGCUAAAGCAUGGCACGUGUACAACUCUCGUUUCCGUCCCCAACAAAAGGGCAGAGUGUCCAUCACUUUGGGCUCCCAUUGGGUGGAGCCAUUCAAAGGAAAGGCUACCCCAGCCAAUGUAGAUCUGUGUCAGCGGUCCAUGGAAGCUGUGAUUGGUUGGUUUGCAGAGCCAAUCUAUGGAAGUGGGGAUUACCCAGCCUCACUAAAGGCCUCAAACCAGGGACUUGUCCCAGAGUUCACAGCAGAAGAAAGGCUUUGGGUUCGGGGCACGGCUGACUUCUUCUCCCUUGCCUUUGGACCAGACACUCUGCGUGUGGGUCAGGGUUUGCCCCGGUUUGGUCAGACUGUGUCUCUGGAUCUAAGAAGGGUUCUGGGCUGGAUCCGGUUGGAGUAUAAGGAUCCAGAGGUUCUGGUGGCAGAAAGCGGCUGGUUUUCUGAUGCAUCAGUAAAGCUUGAAGACACUGUGGCCAUUUAUUUAAUGAAGAGGUUUAUCAGUCAGGUGCUACAAGCUAUAACUCUGGACAGCGUCAAAGUGUUUGGCUACACUGCCUGGUCUUUGGUAGAUGGUUUUGAGUGGAAUUAUGGUUACAGUGUGAGAAGAGGUCUGUUCCAUGUGGACUUCAGCAAACCUGAUCGGCCGAGGGUUCCCAAGACCACUGCAAAAUUUUACAGGCAGAUCAUCAGUAAUAAUGGUUUCCCCAUUGAUGAGACAGUAGAAAAUAUCAAAGGGCAUUUCCCCUGUGACUUCCAAUUUGGAGUAGCAGACUCAGUCCUACAGGUGCACUUCCGCCCAUUCUCUCCACAAUUCAGUGACCCUCAUGUGUAUCGCUGGAACUUCUCUGGUGAUGGUGCUCUGCGUCGAGUUGCUGGGGUCUCCCUUCAUACCCGUGGGCCACAGUGCAGUGACUUCCUGGCUAUUCGUCGCCAUAUCCAUAUCCUUGAGAUCACUGGGUCAUCUCACUAUCGCUUUGCCUUGGACUGGGCCCUACUCCUGCCACACGGUGACCUUCCGUCAGUCAACUCUGAAGCCUUGCGAUACUACCGUUGCAUUCUGAAGGAGCUCCAGAGGAAAGGUGUUCAUGUCGCCAUCACACUUUAUCACCCCAGUCGCAAGUCUCCGACACUAGGCUUGCCAAAACUACUGCAUGCCCAGGGUGGCUGGAUGAACCGCAGCACAGUGAAAGCAUUUCAGAGCUAUGCCAAUCUCUGUUACCAGGAACUGGGCAAGUGGGUUUCUCUUUGGAUCACCAUAAAUGAGCCAAACCGGUUGGCAGAAUCAUACAAUGGGAGUGUGGAAGACCGGCAGAGAGUCACCGAAAACCUUCUCCAGGCACAUGCCCGGGCUUGGCAUAUCUAUGAUACUGAUUCUCGCCACCAAACAGGGGGAAUGGUAAGCUUUGCACUGCAUGCUGAUUGGGUGGAACCAGCAAAUCCGUUUGCUGAGUCUCAUGCAGAGGCUGCCCACCGAUUCCUGUCAUUUGAACUUGGGCGUUUCCUGGACCCUCUCAUCGGAAAGGCUGGAGAGCAUCCGGCGGAUGGAGUUGGAGACGGACAGGGCUCUGGAGAGACCCAAAUCUUUGCUCUGCCACAUCCCAGUGAGAAAGGGACGGUUGAGCUAAAAGGAGCUCUGGACUUUAUUGCUCUGAAUCAUUUCACCACUCGUCUAGUUUCACCCUUGCGAGACUCCCCCUCAAAUUCUGCCCAUGGCUGUUCCUUUCUGUCUGACCCCACCUGGCCCUCCUCCAGCAUGGGACAGUCGCUGGUACCCUGGGGACUCCGCAGGGUUCUGCGCUGGGUGAGGGAUCGCUAUGGUGAUGCUCAUCACAUCAUUGUCACAGCAACUGGGGUGGAUGACCAGGCGUCCUAUGAUGACCAGUUGAGACAGAGCUAUAUAAGGAGCUACCUACAGGAGGCACUGAAAGCUCAAAUGUUGGAUGGUAUUGAUCUGAGAGGGCUCUAUGUGUGGAGACUGCAGGAUCGGCAUGCUCCACAGUUUGGGCUCUUCAGUUCUUCACAUUUCCAGUCCCAACCCAAAAGAUCUGUCAACGUUUACCGAGAGAUCAUCACCCGCCGUGGCUUCCCUGCAGCUGAUGCCACGGUUACACCCUGCCAGCUGGUUGUUAACCACACCAGCUGCCCGCUUUGUGCAAAACUGGCAGAAAAUAAACCUCUUCUGUUUUUUGGAGUGUGUGUGUUCAUAAGCGUUUCCAUGCUCACAGUGGUGAUCCCCUUGACAGUAAUGAGGAAAAGGAGAAGAAGGAGGAGGAGAAAAGUACCGGUUCAUAAUGUCCAGCCCAGGCUGAGACGGCAACAGAAAUUUGCAAUGCAGCAGGUGCCGGAGAGGAUUUGUGGACCAAGGCUGUAG